AUGAGGGAAGAGUCAACUGGGAAGAAACAGGGCAAUGUGAAUGCGCAAACCAUGUUGAAGCUUGAUUACAUGAAGGACAUUGCUAUAUGGGCAAGUGUAGAAGCAAAGAUUCCUCCGCUUGGUGCUUUGUAUGGCCGGCAGUUGGCUGCCUCCUAUGAAGCAUUGGGCAUUCCACCCGACCCUUCUCUUUUCUUUUGCGAAAGAUGUGAAUCUAUCCUUGAACCUGGUCAGAAUUGUACAGUUCGGAUUGAGAAGAACAAGGCAAAGACAAGACGUAGACGCAAUAAAAUGAAGAUUUCCACACAGAAUAAUGUGGUUUACACAUGCCAUUUCUGUUCUCACCGAAAUAUUGUGAGAGGAACUCCGAAAGGCUAUACGAAAGAGAUUUGUCCGCCAAAAGCUAAACGAUCUUCAGACUCCGAUUCUGCUAAAUUUGAAGUAGCAUCUACCAAUAUUGAGGCUAAUGAGGUGGAGAAUACAGUUGGUUUACCUAGCACAAUAACUGAAGUAGCAUCUACCAAUAUCGAGGCUAAAGAGGUGAAGAACAUGGUCGAUUUACCUAUAGCAACAGCUGUGGAGGGUCCUAGUACAGGUAGCCCGGGAACUCCGUUGCCAAGACUGGGUGUUUCAAUAUUGGAAUCAAUGAGGAGGAAAAGAAGUAGGUCAAGCAUCAAGAAAGUAUCUCAAACUGAAAAUAGUCCUGCUGAUGCUAAUGCUGAAAACAGUGUCAGUGCUUCGAAGAAGAGGAAGAGAAAAUCUUGGACAAGUCUGAAAGAGAUUGUAGAGAGUAGCAAGAACGAUGCUAACCAGAAGCUUACCAACUUAACAAUUCCAUUUUAA
Molecule: messenger RNA, 840 nt
Organism: Fraxinus pennsylvanica
Lineage: Eukaryota; Viridiplantae; Streptophyta; Magnoliopsida; Lamiales; Oleaceae
Source: the annotation of a GenBank genome assembly